This is a messenger RNA of Scleropages formosus (Asian bonytongue), 3284 nucleotides long. It is a transcript of the gene vopp1b, whose product is annotated as VOPP1 WW domain binding protein b. Gene Ontology annotation, cellular component: cytoplasmic vesicle membrane. Lineage: Eukaryota; Metazoa; Chordata; Actinopteri; Osteoglossiformes; Osteoglossidae. The record is from RefSeq and is a predicted model, not a curated record. Bases 71 to 757 code for a protein of 228 amino acids. The transcript is spliced from 4 exons.
UAAAAGAUGGGGUGCUGUGCACCAGCGUGCCCAGGGACAGGACAUCUGUGAAGAUCUCAUAGAGUGUGUGAUGCUUGUCAAACGCGCCGUGCUCCCGGAGUUAUUUAUUCUGAAGCUACAGCGCUUCCUUCCCUGCCUCACAUCAAUCAGCAGGGCCUCCGUUCAUUUGUCUGCACGCGUCUCUCCUUUCCGUCACAAUCAUGGCUCCUUUCCCGCCUUCUCGUUCUCCGCGCAUCUUUCGCGGCGUGACCUGGGCUUCCGCAGCGCUCUGGUGGAGGAGUGUGCACCUUGCUCUUUCUCCGUCGUUAUUUUUCAUGCAAGACUUGAAGGAGAUAAAGCGCUUCAAGUGUUUCUUCAAUGCCGCUCCUACGAAGACUGCUGUGGGACUCGCUGCUGUGUCAGGGCCCUGUCCAUACAGAGACUGUGGUACUUCUGGCUGCUGCUGAUGAUGGGCGUGCUCUUCUGCUGUGGAGCUGGCUUCUUUAUCCGCCGACGCUCGUACCCUUCGCCCAUCAGCGAGGAGCCCGCCUUCAAUGUGUUCUUCACCCGGCAGCCGGUUUCCACCCCAGGUUCACAGCCGCCUGGCAUGCCGAACUACGGCGACCCGGGAAGCGGCAUGAUGACCCCCCUCGCACCCGCCUACCAGGUGCAGCCCAACUCCCCUCAUAUGAUGGCUGCAUACCCACCUCCUCCCUCCUACUGCAACCACUCGCCCCCACCCUAUGACCAGGUGUUCACAAGCACUGAGAAGAAGUAGUCGCUUUAGAAGCUGGUCUCUUCCGUCCUCCUGUUUUUCUUUUGUCUCACGGUGACACACACAGGAUAGCCAGCUUGCAGUCAGGAAGAAGCGGUCCCGACAGUCUUGCCCCAAAUGUAAUGAGUGCCUGUCACCCCAGCCUUCCUGCGUGAACCCCCCCACCUCAGCUGCCCGGGGAGACCAGAAGCAUCGGUGGGAGGAGGUCGACCUGAUGUCUGCCCUGAUUGUGUUUCUCAUCCAGAUCGCAACAAGGCUCCCGGAACAUGUUUCCUGCAGUUCUUACAUUUCUCUUUAAAGCUGAUUUUGCCGUUCGCCCUUGUUCUGACCGUUCAGAAAUGAAAUAUUUCCCAGGUUUACAGUGACGUUUUGUUUGCAGCCUUGGUGGAGAGAGGAUGGACCUUGAGUGGGUCCAGCUGUUGGCUCCAGUAGCACUUGAGAGUGACGGUGAGAAGUGACCAGUGCUCUUCUUCAGAAUGUACGUACGAGUGUGUGUGUGUGUGUACACAGAUGGGUUAAAUCCUACCAAGAAAAGACUCCAGGUGUGUUCCAAGAGCCACCAGUACAGUUUUACCAGAAGUGGUAGCAGUGACAGGGAGGUUGUUUUCCAGCAUCAUAGUUCCGCCCACAACAGCAGAGCAGAUGGCUGCACUCUGGGUGGCUACCCGGCCCCGCCGGUACCCCAAAUUAGGAUGGCAAUUGUGUGUUUCAUCUCCACCUUCAGGCAAGUGCAACGAGUGUGAGAAGGAAAUGAUCCACCAAGCCCAUUUUGGGUUCUGCAGCAAACAAUUAAUUUCCAGAAGGGAGUCACUUUUGUGUGCUCUUCGCCUAAUCCUUCAGGGCUGCAGGGAGACAUAUGAGGUUCCGCACAGGCUGCAGGAAAUUAGUUUUCGCGGGAUGGGUGUGCGUGGAGAGAACUGGCGGUUGUGGGAAUUGAGGAGCACUUUUGCAGUGGCUGUGCUACAUGGCAGGGACAUGGAUGCAGGAGGCUGAUGGAAGUCCGGACAAAUCAGAACUUAAAAAAAACAUCUCAGAAAUCACAGGUUGGUUUAGUAGUUAAUGGUUCUGAGGGUUUUUGUGGAACGUCUUGCCUGCGUGUGAUUAAUUGCUCCCCUCCAAAACCAUGUACCAUGCAAUGCUGUGGUCCUCCGACACACAGAAAUGUAAAACUAAUUACAAACGGAUGCAGCGGGAAUCUGGUAGCGCUGUUCCGGCAGGGGAAGGGGAAUCGCUGACAUGUUUGUGAGCAGAUUGCGUUUGGUGAACUUUUGUUUGCAGAAGAUGGAAUUUUUUUCUUACAUCAUAGUGUUGGUGUUUUGUUUAUUCCAGUCUCCUCUGUUCAGGGUGACAGUUUGGAAUACAUCCAACUGUUUGGAUCUUAUACAGUGAUCUGAGCCACUGCAUCUGAGCAUCUGCACUCGAUGCCUCCCAUGGAAGGUAGAGCCGAAAACACCCGCACACACCCAACAGAAACUGUACAGGGACAUUAGAAAAUCCUUUUUAGCUAAGUGGUAUGUGGAUUUCACUCUCCUGUAAAUAGUACUUUCCAGUGUCUCCUUGCAGAAUUACAGAGGUUUCUCCCACAAUUCCCUCCGUGGGAAUAAACACGAUUACCAUAGUAAUGACAGGCCAGAGCAGAGCCGCAGCCUCCCGUUAAAUGGAUUUAAUUGUGUGCAAUGACCGAGACCCAUCAGAACAAAGAGUCAUCAGAAUUAAUGGAGCCCUUUCAAAUGCAUGUGCAGACAGUGCGCUGAAAUUAGCGGAGCACAUUUCUAAUGCGAAUCAGCAGGAGACGCGGAGCAGCACCUGUCAAGAGUUUCAUACCCGAUAAAGGCAGCGAGGGAAUUCGGACUGAAAAACACCCGAAUAAGUGUCCAGGUGUUUCUUCGCCAACUAGUUCCCCAUCUUGUUGUUUUCUAUAAUGAUCUCCCACAAAAUAGUACCAGUUAUUAAUAAUGGUUGUGUAUGGUGUAAGCAUACAAAAACACACUGUAUGCGUUGAAAUUGUAGCUAGACUUGUGCUCAUCAUUUCAAACAAUCCCACAAUGAGUUGUUCAGUAAGUGAGUGAUGGAUUAAUAAGCAACGUUUGUAAUAAAUGCUGAAUCUGUGUUAACGGAUGUACAAAACAGACGCGUUGCAUUUUAAAGGACAACAUGUGCAAUUUUUGGCAUAGACAUUUUCUUCCGAAAACAAACCCAGAAGGAAAUUUAAAACUGACAGUGGUCGGGACGUUCUUUCAUUCACUUCGUUUUAACUUCAGUAUCUGCUGGGGUCGUUUCCCACACCCUUCUGCGCAGACACAAUUUUUACAAACAAACAUUUUUUUGGAAACGGGGUGGUUGGUUGUAUGUUAUGUAUAAACAAUGUUUAUUUUCAUUUUUAACUGCAACCUGUAUGUAACAGAUACACCAUUUUUAUCUAUGCAACUUGGACAUGUUUUCAGAUGUAAUUUGUAAAGGUAAAGAUUUGCUUUCACUGUUGUCAGGGUAGUAGUGUCCGCUGAUUAAAUUAGGUAAAAAAAAAUAACAC